This is a messenger RNA of Sodiomyces alkalinus F11, 760 nucleotides long. RefSeq lists its product as hypothetical. The coding region runs from base 139 to 645 and encodes 168 amino acids. The transcript has a single exon. The record is from RefSeq and is a predicted model, not a curated record. NCBI's taxonomy places the organism in Eukaryota, Fungi, Ascomycota, Sordariomycetes, Glomerellales, Plectosphaerellaceae.
CAGCUAGAACCGCCACAUGGAAGUGACAGCACCAACAGCAGCAGACAUACAACAACUUCAGCGGACCAGAGUUCGCCCCAUAACCACCCAGGGCCUGUUCCAGACGGGAAGAGGAAGAAGGGCUCGCGUCGCUUCGCCAUGCCCGGUUUCUCUUCCAUUGACUCCAUCGAAUUAGCAGCCGCAGUGUUACAAUUUGUGGAAUUUGCCGCAAAGACCGCGACUGCCCUGCGCGCAUUGCGGACGGACCGCCAAGAGAUAAGGCAGCUCACCUUGACGCUCUCCCGAGUCUCGCUGGUCCUUAGCGAGAUGAGCGUGGUGGCGCGGACGUCAAUGUCUGGCGCCACGCAGCACCUGGCUCUCGAGCUAUUCCGGGAUAGCGAGGAGGCACUGGGGGUUGCUAUGAGCCUCAUUGGCAAGCUGGAAAGUUCUUCGUUCAAGAGGGCGAAGUGGGUUUGGCUGAAGGGAAGGGUCGUGGAUGCGACUAGGGAGCUGGAGCGUGUUGAUGGCAAGUUCCUCCUCGUGCUGCAGAUGCAUCAUUUCGAAGUGUUGGGCCAGACAUCCGGGCAGAUAGAUUCUAUACGGUCGCAGAUGGAUCUGACCCUGGAGUCUCUUGGUAGCUUGAGGUCUGUUGUUCGGACAUCCUGAGUUCUCAGAGCAGUAGACGCAGUCUGUCAGGACCGGUUAGCUGUAGAAUAGCACCCGUCUUCUGUCGCAUCAAGUGAACAGACUUGCGCAUGCUUCAUCUAAUCUGAAUGCUGUC